AUGGCUUCUAAACAAAGUCCCGCUAAAGUUACCUUGGGAAUGAUAAAAGGUAAACCAAUAACUACGUCUGUACCUGUAAUAAAAUACCACGCGAGUGACGACGAGCUAGAAGAACUAUACCCGAGCACCGACGAAGAAAAGCCAAAGACUCCCGAAUCAGAAAGAACAUCCCCAAAAUCGAGUCCGUUCAAAAUAAAAAAACUAAAGUCUGACAGUACUGAAAGUAAUGAAGACCUGGGUGAGCAGAGGUCCUCAAGCUUGGACUUGUCCGAAGGAGGUACACCUCCAUCCGAUCCUUGGAAAGUGCUAUCGGACAUCCGAGGCAAGAUAACAAAAACAUUCGAAGAAAAGCUAUCUGAGAUAAAGAGCGAGAAGAAGAACAAGAGCCGCAGCAGGGAGAACUCCAGCGUGAGCGACCCCGAUGACCUGGGGGACGUAACGCCGACUGAAGAUGUCUCGGAGAAAGUUGACAAAGCCGAGAAGGAAUCUCCGUCGCCUUCUAAAAGCAGUAAGCCGUCUAAGAGCCACAGGUUCAGGUUCUCCAAUAUAAAGACUGGGUUGAAGGCCAAGGACAAGGCUCGCGAAGAAAGCAUCGAGAGCGGAGUCGAAGCUGCCGAGCUGGUGGAGGUCGACUCCAUGUCGCAGUCCAAUAUUUCUAGGGGUCAAGAAACUUCAGAAAUUUCUAGCACUUGCACAGUUAAACAUUUAGCGUACUCGAGGUUAAUUAAUGACCCUGUAAGAGAAUUUUCCAAGCCUGGGAUGAUAAUAACAGAGCUGAAGAGUUAUUUGCUGUCUAGAAUAUUUGGACUUUUGGUAUUUUUGGGAUUGAUUAGUUACUUAAUACCUAUUUUAGCUCUAGCUACUGGCAUUUUUGCCGGUAGUGUUGUUGUUAUCACAGUACAAAGAAUGAUUAGCAGAGUUAGCAAGGUUGUUGCGAUGCCGGUUGAGAUGGAAGACUCUCAAAAACUGGAGACUGUCCCAGUGCUGGAGAUUCCUGCGGUGGAAGAGUACGCGGUGGUUGAUAAAUUCGAGGGGUGGCUCAACGAACUCCCGUACAAUUAUGACCCGGAAAAUUAUCACGUUGCUAGGACUCAGUCUGUUUAUUUUAAGCUUGAGGGGGAUUCUCUGAGGGUCAGUGAGACCAGGACGAGGAUUCCUAAGCGAGCUGUUUGGAACGAGCCCCAGCCGACUGCUAAAUUCACCCGUAGAAGAGUCUACUCUUUGGUUGGAGCCAAAGUUGAGUUAUUACCCGAGGGUUUGACUCGCAGGCGGAGAUGGAGCAAAAAAUAUCCCAUAUGCGUUACAUUAGGCCGCGAGGGUGUCGUUGAAAAUAUAACACUCGAGACGCCGUCUGACGAUGAAUUACUUACUGAGAAUGAGAAGGAUAAGUUAAUUGUCGAGGAGGAUGAAACAGACGACGAUUUGUCUUUUUCGAAAGAUACUAAAGAUGUAUUUGAAGAUUGUCAUGAUGAUGUUGAGGAUCUCAGGUCAAAAUUGUUUUUUUUUGGAAGAACAGACCGGCAAAAAGAGGAUUGGUAUAGACGACUUGUUUUAGCAACAAGAUCGUUUAACAAACGUAAUUCGAUACCGUCCACCAAGGAACUUACGUCAUCAUCGAAAGUAGAAGUCCUGUGGCUAAAUGCAUUAUUCGGUCGAAUACUAUUCGACUUACACAAAUCACCAGACAUGAUAAACGUCCUACAGGAUAAAAUCCAGCGAAAAUUGUCGAACAUCAAGCUCCCGUAUUUUAUGGAAAGCUUGAUGAUUUCAGAGCUGGUAAUUGGUCAAGGAGCGCCAUUCAUCCACAAAGCUACCAAGCCGGUGGUCGAUGAAAGAGGCCUGUGGAUUGACUUAAAUGUCACUUACGAGUGUGGGUUGACAAUGACAGUCGAAACCAAGUUGAAUUUGAUGAAAUUGACCCGAGCUGGCUCUGUAGUAAAUAAUCCUAAUGACAGUAAUGGUAAUGAGUCGCCCAAGCCUGCCAAAUCUCCAAUGUUCGAUAGUGACGUUGAAGACAGUCCCGAAACCUCGACUGAAGAUGAAGAGAGCAUAAAUGUGCCAGCUAGUACUCGAGAAUCAACACCCUCUCAAUCUUCCGGACGAAAGUUUCUCAGCAUGGUCGAUAAAUUGGCGGCGAAUAAAUACUUUCAACAUGCUGCCGAGUUGACUUACGUACGCAGAGCGAUGGAAGGAGUUUCUAAUACCGAGAUACGAUUAAUGGUUAGCGUAUCAAGUAUAGAAGGAUGUCUGUCUAUCAACAUACCACCACCUCCAUCAGACCGAGUUUGGUAUGGCUUCAAACCAAUACCCAAGAUAAAUUUAGACGCCCGGCCAGCUGUUGGUGAACGAGCAGUCAACAUUGGCUAUGUUACUAAUUGGAUUAAGACUAAGCUGUUGAAAGAGUUUGAUAAGAUUGUUGUUUUGCCAAAUAUGGAUGACUUGGUCAUACCACUUGCUCCAAAUUAUCCGUAUCAAACUUCGGCAAUUUAA
Molecule: messenger RNA, 2490 nt
Organism: Cotesia congregata
Lineage: Eukaryota; Metazoa; Arthropoda; Insecta; Hymenoptera; Braconidae
Source: the annotation of a GenBank genome assembly